UUCUCGAACUCCAAGUGGGUCUAAUUGAAUUGGAGGAGAAAGAGCCUUCAUCCCAGGCUAGUCUUUGUGCUUUUCUCAUUCCAGUCUCCUGGGCGUCUUCACUUCCCAUAUAAACACGUUGCUCGUUCAUUAAACAAAGGAGGGUUGAUUUAAUAGUGUCCCCUCUAACACCCAAGUCAUUAUGGCAGAUCUCAUUAAUGUCCACGUCCUCCUUGCCACCUACAUCCUAACGUUUCUGAUUGGCCUGCCCGCCAACAUCCUGGCAUUUUACGCGUUCAGCCAGAAGGCCAGCGACAACCCCACGCCCACGGACAUCCUACUGCUCAACCUGACCUCGUCUGACCUCCUCUUCCUCCUCUUCCUGCCGCUGAAGAUGUACGAGGCGGGUCAGGGCCUGCGCUGGUACCUGCCGCGGUUCCUCUGCUCGCUCAUGUCCUUCAUGUUCUUCACCACCAUCUACACCAGCUCGCUCCUGCUGACCGCGGUCAGCGUGGACCGCUUCCUGGGCGUGGCCUUCCCCAUCCGCUACCGGCAGCUGCGCAAGCCUCGCUACGCCAUCUGCACGGCCGCGCUGGCCUGGCUGGUCUCCUCGGCGCUCUGCAGCUUCGUCUUCGUGACCGAGCACCUGCUCGAGGCGGACGGCAACAGCAGCCGCCCGCGCGACAAGUGUUACGAGGACUUCAGUGGCGAGCAGCUGCGCGUGCUGGUCCCCGUGCGGCUGGUGUUCUUCGUGGUGCUGUUCGUGCUGCCGCUGCUCAUCUGCGUCUUCUGCUACGCCACCUGCAUCCGCAUCCUCUACAGCAGGCCGUGCAUCCCGCCAGAGCGCAAGCGCAAGGCCAUCGGCAUGGCCGUGGGCACGCUGACCGUCUUCUUGGUCUGCUUCCUGCCCUACAACUCGGCGCAUCUGGUGGGCUUCCUGACCGGCAGUAGCCCUGAGUGGCGCUACUACACGCUGCUGCUCAGCACCUUCAACACCUGCCUGGACCCCAUCAUCUUCUACUUCUCCUCCAGUGCCUUCCGCACCACCACCAAGGUGUCCAUCGUCAAGAUGCUGAUGCUAAAUCGGACAAAUACUAUACAGAAGGACAAUCAGGCAUCCAGGCAGACCCUCAGCACCUGACCCGCUCACUCCUGUGUCCCUUUAAGUAUUUAUCAAAAUAAAGUGAGGCCCUGUCCACAUUAAAGCCGGGUCAAUAUGAAUGCACGCUAUUAUCACACUAUCCACACUAAAAACGGCAUAUUCCCAGACCCCAAACCAAACUUUUUGAAAACUCUCUCUGAGGUGCACAAAUAAGAAUGACAUACUUGUCAUGAUAUUGAAACAAAUGUGGUGUUCCAGACCCCACCAACAACAAAAACAAUACAAAAACAAUAAUGUUGACGAGAUCAUUUUCAACUCAGAUAUGGAUAUAUAUUUAUUCUGCUCAGAUAUGGAUAUUUAUUCAGCUCAGAUAUGGAUAUAUAUUUAUUCAGCUCAAUGUGGACAGGGCCUAAAUAAAGGGAUGACCUCAUCACAGUUUGGCUUAACAAUGUUUAUCACAGCUUGCAAAA
Alosa alosa (allis shad) is the source of this 1551-nucleotide messenger RNA. RefSeq names its product free fatty acid receptor 2. The record is from RefSeq and is a predicted model, not a curated record. Gene Ontology annotation, cellular component: plasma membrane. The transcript has 2 exons. NCBI's taxonomy places the organism in Eukaryota, Metazoa, Chordata, Actinopteri, Clupeiformes, Clupeidae. Gene Ontology annotation, molecular function: G protein-coupled receptor activity. Gene Ontology annotation, biological process: cellular response to fatty acid; G protein-coupled receptor signaling pathway. The coding region runs from base 182 to 1120 and encodes 312 amino acids.